GGAACAAAUGCUCCUUACAUUGGUGGUCAAUGCGAACAAAUGUCUCUUAAAUUGGUGGUCAAUGGGAAGAAUGCUCUUUAAAUUGGUGGUCAGUGGGAAGAAUGCUCUUUACAUAGAUGGUCAGUGGGAAGAAUGUUCCUUACAUUAGAGGUCAGGGGGAAGAAUGUACCUUACAAUGGUGGUCAAUGGGAAGAAUGUCCCUUAAAUUGGUGGUCAGUGGGAAGAAUGUCCCUUAAAUUGGUGGUCAGUGGGAAGAAUGCUCCUUACAUUAGAGGUCAGGGGAAGAAUGUACCUUACAGUGGUGGUCAAUGGGAAGAAUGUCCCUUAAAUUGGUGGUCAGUGGGAAGAAUGCUCCUUACAUUGAUGGUCAGUGGGAAGAAUGCUCCUUACAUUAGAGGUCAGGGGAAGAAUGUACCUUACAGUGGUGGUCAA
This is a messenger RNA of Staurois parvus, 432 nucleotides long. NCBI's taxonomy places the organism in Eukaryota, Metazoa, Chordata, Amphibia, Anura, Ranidae. The record is from the annotation of a GenBank genome assembly.